Molecule: messenger RNA, 1407 nt
Organism: Dictyostelium discoideum AX4
Lineage: Eukaryota; Evosea; Eumycetozoa; Dictyosteliales; Dictyosteliaceae
Exons: 4
Coding region: 1-1407 (468 amino acids)
Molecular function (GO): zinc ion binding
Source: RefSeq, a predicted model, not a curated record
AUGGAUAAUUUAUUAGUUUCAUAUAAUGACAGCGAUGAAAGUGAUGUUGAAGAGAAUAUAGAAUCUUAUAAAAAUGAAUUAGAAUCAAGAGCAAGCACAAUUUUAAAAGAAUCAAUUGAAAAUCACGAAAUUUCAAUAAAUGAAAAUGGUGAAAUAACAAUUGAAUUAAAUAAACACAAUAAUAAUAAUAAUAAUAAUAAUAAUAAUAAUAAUAAUAAUAAUAAUAAUAAUAAUAAUAAUAAUAAUAAUAAUAAUAAUAAUAAUAAAGUAAAUGAAAUUAAUAAUGUAAAUAGUAAAAAAAGAAAUAUAGAUUCACUUUAUAAAGAUGACUCUGAAACAACCACCACCACAACAACAACAAAUAAUGAAGAAAAUAAUACAAAAAUUGGAAAGAUUGGAGAUAUUUGUAAUGUUUGUACUAUAGAGAAAUCAAAAUAUAAAUGUCCAGGAUGUUCAAUUUUAUUUUGUUCAUUAAUAUGUUCAAAUAAACAUAAAAUCGAUACAAAAUGUACAGGUGUUAGAAAAGAUAAUCAUUUUAUACCUUUAAAUAAAUUUAAAGAUUCUGAUAUUGUAAAUGAUUUUAACUUUUUAGAUAAAAUUAAUAGAGUAAAUGAAAAUGGUAAAGCAAUUGUUGCAAAUUCUUUCAUUAAAUUUAAAUCUAAACAUUUACAACAAUUUGCAUUUAGAAAAAAUAUAAACCUUUAUAUCAUGCCAAAAGAAAUGUCAAGACAUAAAGAAAAUACAACUUCUUUUAAAAAACCUAAAAAUUUAUUACUUUGGAGAAUUGAAUGGUUAUUUUUAGAUGAUGAUUUUAAAUGGUCAGAUCCAUCAAUUCAAGAUUCAAUGAUAAUGAAUGACCUUUUACAAAAACAUAUUGAUGAUCCUGUAAAUAUAUAUAACCUUAAAAAUAAUUUAAAAAAAUUAAAUUCAAAUAGAGAUUAUAGAAAUCCAAAUGAAAAUUUCACUGUUUUAAUGAAAAGAGAAAGAGAUUCUAAAAAUCAAUACUAUAGAUUUGAUUUAACAAAAACAUUUGAUGAGAAUUUUCAAUUUAAAGAGAUAAUAGAAUUUCCAACAUUACUAGUAUUUACAAAUAAUUCAAAAAAUUUAUCAAAUUAUAAUAUUAUUUCAUUGGAAGAUCAAUCAAUCAUUGAAAAACAACAACUAGAAAUUAUAAAAGCAAACCUUUCUUUUAAAACUAAAUAUGACCCAAAUUUAACAAAUACUGAGGACCAAUCAAAAAGAUUUAAACCUAAUAAUAACAAUAAUAAUAAUAAAAAUGGUAAUAAAAAAAAUGAUAGAUUUAAAAAUAAAAAUAAUAAUAAUAAUAAUAAUAAUAAUAAUAAUAAUAAUAAUAAUAAUAAUGAUGAUAAUGAUAAUAAUAAUAAUAAUAAUAAAGAUAAUGAAUAA